UCAGUCAAGAUCCAUGUAUGGACCUCCACUCUCAAGCACAGUCAAGCAAUCUUACAUGUUCCCGUGAGAUGCAGAGCACACUACAUUUUAGUUUUAUAUAUACUCCGAUAAGAUAAACGAUAUCAUUUUUUUCGUUUUGCAACUAAUUAUAAUCUCAUAACCACCUUCUAUCCGGUGUGUCCUGUGGUAGGUAUACACAGCGAUUCUACCCCCUCUCGCGCGUUCCCCUUUGUUUUUGCACUUAUAUGUGGCUAAAUAAAUUCUGAUAUUGCUCCGUCCGUCCCCAUUCCUAGGGUGUAAUCUUCCACUUGCGCCACCCACAAAGGGGAGAACAUGAGCAAAAACAUGUUACCCUCGGAAAAUCCUAUGCAGCAAAUCUCGCUCGAGCAGAUUUUGCCUCCUUGCAUCCUCCUAUGGGCCAGCAAUGUUGCCAAGGGUCCAUACCUCCCUCCCUGUAGAGCCUAACACAUGAAACCGUGUAGAGACAUUGGUUUGGCACAAUCCAAGGUUAAUUUUUCCUGGUGUUUGUAAGCUUAUUAUGUAAUUGUUCUUCUUAUUAAGUUUGCACUGUUGAUACUCCUAUACAACGUUGCCUGCAUAUGACUAGGACAUUUGCAUCUCUCCUUUCUCUCCCCCGUCUCCUUGCGCUCUUCUCGGUUCACCCCCGGCCAGGGUUUUGGCCCUUCCCUGCUGUAUAUAUCUAUAGCUCGUUUCCUUCCCUAGUGGAGUUUGGUGUUAUAACCCCAUAACCAGAACACUGCGGUUAUACCCCCCUCUCAUUCCCUUUCUUUGCACUUAUAUGUGGCUAAAUUCCGACAUUGCUCCUCCCGUCCCCAUUCCUAUGGUGUAAUCUUCCACUUGCGCCACCCACCAAGGGGAGAACAUGAGCGAAAAUCGUCUCCCAUGUCACCCCAGAAAAAUCCCGCAUAGCAAAUCUCGCUCGAGGAGAUUGCCUCCUCCUUCUUGUUUACGUGCCGCGCCCUCCAUUGCCCUUGCAUCCUCCCACAGGCCAGCAAUGUUGCCAAGGGCAACGCAAAACGGUGCCCUGCCACCGACCAAUCGUUAUGUUGCCCAACACAAAAUGGCAGGACCAGCGAAGGCAACACGUUUCGGAGGAGCGUCAUCUUGAUUUAUUGGCGGCUAAAAAUUCUUCAGCAUUGUGCACACAUCGCUGGAGGUCCACAUGUGCCGCACCAUCGACGGGACCCACGUGCACAGUAGAACUAACAAAAACUCUAAUUUACUGGGUGUACAGAGAUGCAAGAAGUCUUGAUCCUUCGACCAAGCGACCCGAAGGCAUCAUUGGCUAUCCACGCCUCCUCUACCCCGAACCGGUAGUAGGCCUAGGUCAGCUCCCACUCGAGCCAUUAGGACCAUCAGACCAACAGAAAAUUAUUCACACCACAUAAUCCGAGACACGGGUAGUGUAGAUAGAACAACAUUCUUCUUCUAUUUUCUUCCCCACUUUUCUUCACUACGACCACUUUUCCGAAUAAGAUCGUGUCGGGGUCAUGCAUUCUCUCUGGUCCCUUUCACUCUGCAUAUUAGAUUUCUCAUAAGUCAAAGUUUGUAAACAUUGACCAAAUUUAUUUUAAAAUUUAUCAACAUCUACUAUACCAAAUAAAUAUAAUAUGAAAAUGAGAGCGGUUUUUUGUAGGACGGGCUACACGGUACCCUCUAUCAUAGCCGUCCAAUCUGGGCUCUAGUGUAUUUGGAUGUGUGCCUAGAUUUGAAAAUCGGCAGGUGCAUGUGGACUAGCUGUCUCAUAUGUCCAUGGUCCGUCAGAGCUUGCUAGUAAUUAACAGAGGAGGAGCAGUGCACUCCUUGCUACAGUGGUCAUAUGUUUGUCUGUGCACUUUCUCACCUUUAAACGACAAAUUAUUAUUUUUCACUCACGCACGUCACCUCUCUCUCUCUUCUCAUUUCUCUCACACAACACUCAUGUCCCACAUCAAUGUACUUAUAUUCUAUGAUGGAUGUACUUAUAUUGAUUCUGCGUUAUGAAUGUCAAUGUUUUUGUAUAAACAUGGUCGAACUUCAAAGACUUUGAAUUCAGACAAAUCUAAUAUUCAGAGUAAAAAGGAACGAAGGGAGUACCAAUUGCCAUUGUUAGGGUUGGGCUGGAAGAACAUGUUGCUUAGGGUUGCAUUGAGCAUCGAGUGUUGAUCCUAGGAUGGCAUUGGUGGGCUGGAGUAGACCACGAGAUAGGCCUACGUCGGAGCACCGGAAAGGUGGGCAACACAUCGCCCAUGUUGGGUGGGUAGGGAGAACCCACGGGCCGCGCCACUAGCAAGGAGGGAAGGAAGCACCCCAAGACACGUAGUAGCCAGUCCACGACUGCUAAUGUGGAUGUCACGGGCCGCCGUUUCAAUUGCGUUCACUGUGAUCACGUCCACGGUCGUGACACCGACCACGUCCAUGGUUGAAGGAGUUCAAGCCAUGGUUAGAUCGGAAGCGGGCGGCCUGGAAAGAGGAGGGCGCGGUAACCACGAGGUUGCCGGAGUGUGUGUCUUUCUCGGAGUCGGAGCCAGUGUUAGUGGAGUUGUAGUUGCUGACGAUGAGAGCAAAGGUGUCCUUUGCACGUUCGCUCUAACCUAGUGUGAUAUCCUUGAGAAGUACCUAAAAGUGUGCCUGGACAAAAGAGGGGAAUGACUUGCAUUGGGAGAACGGUGGCCAUCACCUCAUAGCGGCGGCUCAGGACACAAAUCAUCUGGAAGGUGGUCAUUGACUUGUUGGAGACCGAUCUGUCGAUGCCGGAGAGGGCACCAACGAGGGUCUUGAGUCGGAGACAAUAGGUGGAGACAAUAGGUGGCAAUGCCCUCCGUGUGCCACUUGGCAUCCUCAAGGUGCAGAUCAGACUUGAGCUCACCUGUUGGAGGUAGUUGAACUUGGUGAGGACAAUCGAGAAUAGAUUCUUCAAUUUCUUGUAGUUGUUGGCUGCCAUGUUUGAGCUUGUAUGGAUGUAAUUGGCUAUCUUGAUGUGAUGCAUAGAGGGGGGGCGAGAUGGGAGGGGGGAUGAAGAAAAAACCCUUACCUCCAUGGAGGCACCAUUGCAGGACUUGGUGGUGCCCAGAACGUCAUAGGUGGCUGCACAUGAACUGUAGUUCUUUGUGGAGAGGGAAAGGAUCGAGGGCUUUGAUUACCAAUGAAGUGUGUGAAUCACGGUACUUGUAUUCAUCACUAGGUUGUCUAUGCAUGUGCAAUACAUAACUAACUGUAAUGAAGAGGGCACUAGGCGCGGGAGCAUGGCAUAUGUGGGUGCAGCAGCCGGGCGCGUGCCAUGUGUAAGACCUAGGCCAGGUUAUGCGGGGACAUGGUGAUCGAAGUAGUCAUUUGAACAGAUCAAACCGAAUGUUUAUGAAAGUCUGAAGGGCUUGCUUACGAUUAUGUCUUCCAUCACGCCAUUUUCAGUCAUCCUUCUCGGUCUAUCACAAGCAUCUUGUGAUUUUGAUAUAUGGUAUACACACUGAAUGAACAAUUGACUGUUGCGAGAAGAAUGAAGUCGACGUGAAUACAUGGUUUGUUUUUCAGUUUCAUUUUUAUUUAUUGAGUCAUAGGGAAAACCGUACUAGUAAGGUGUGUUGGGGGGGGGGGGGGUCCAAGUUACAGUGAUAAUUAGGUUGUCGUUGUUGCUCAAUCCAAAACCUAUUUCUUCGUGUGAAGAAAAGAGAAAUCUCAAUGUGCUGAGUGAUUGUUCUAUGAGUUAAGAGACAAAGUUCUUCGGGACUGAGAGAGAAAGAAUCACUGGCAAUGAGUCCACUUGACUUGUUCCUCAAGUGAAGUCGUGGGAUAAUUUGAAAUCCCACCAUUAUGCCACAUGUCGGUUGGCCGUUAGGUGGCGCGAACCCCUAUUGGUUAUUUUGCAUCCACCUCGGGGUUGCUCAAGCUAUAAAUAGUUGCUCCUCCCCAACCUCCAACGGCUGGCUGAUCCAUUUGAGUUAGCAAGAGUUUGCUGAGCACCCCAAUCCACUAAGAGAAUUGCUAGAAUACAAAGAGAGAAUCCAAAGCCUAAAAUAUGUUAAGUCAUUGAGCAUCACGAUGAAAUAGAUUGAAGUGUAGUUUGUGUCUAUUACUCUUGUGGACUGUGCAUCCACUCGACGGUUAGGCGUCGGUCUGAGCAACCAAGAGUCAUUGUGGUUUGCCAAGGACAAGUAUGUGAAGGUUUGGAGACUGUCUGGAAGAAUCUAAUGGAAGUAAUUUAGUGUUGUAGAUAUUGAUAUACUUUUCUAUAAAAUUGAUCAAACACAUCAAAUUAUAGUCAAACCUAGCUAAAACUUCAAUUAACUUGGAACAAAGAUAGUAUGUCCUUUUUCCACACAAGUCCACAAUUUAUUUUUGAGUGGCACACCAGUCCACAAUUGACGAAAAUGGUGGCGACUCGGAUGUGCAUGACGAAUCGGACAUAAUGUACGCUGUGGAGGAAGUUGAAUCCGCGGGGGAAAAUGAUGUUAGCAGCAGAGGAGCAAAGCGACGGUGUACACAGGCGUAAGUUUCUAGAUUUGCAGAGCAGCACAGGCGCCCAAUGUUCGUCCUAGUCUGCUAGUUAGGCAGGGCACUCUUCUUUCAGUUCUUUGUGGUGUCCGUCCUAACGCAAGCAAGAAUUCGAGAGUGCGUUAACAAGUGUGAUGCCAUGAUGCCCAGUGUGUAUGUGAUGCUUUCCGAUUGUCAACUUGAGUUCCUUGUGUAUUUAAGCUUAAAAAGCUUUUCUGAUUUGUCAUCCUGGAUUGGAAUACACAACACUCCGUAAUGUAGAAUCUGUUUGGAGGAGGAACGUUCUAUCUCUGGCUGACGGACAGUGGUUUGUUUUGCGAUUAGAAACAACUGUUAGGCACGUAUUAAAAACAUGUUGCCGCUGUUGUUUAAGUUGACUCGUGUUUGAUGUUUACGUACGGGCCAAUGGUCAUUAAGAUAGAACAAAGGGCUACAGGAUGAUGGGGUCAAUUAUAGAAAGCUAAGAGGAGUUGCAUUAAAUUCAUGGUUGGCCGGGUGCGUGUGAGUGCGACGCAGACGGCUCAGGCUGGUUGUAAUGGUGAGUACUACGUUCGUAAUGCAUAGUAUCAUAAGUUAGUAUUUUAAGGUUGCCUUAUUAAUUGUCAUGCAUGACACAAAAUAGUACAAUAUUUAAUAUAAUACGGUAUCAUGAUAUGAUACCACACUCUCUCUUUUCUUGUUUAAUUAUGUGCCAUAUCAUCUAAAAAAUCUAGUUGACAUACAUGAUACCAUUUAUAAUACUUCCAUUACGACCAGCCUCAGUCUGGCUCACGAAAUUGGCUGAGCCGUGGGCGGAUUAGCUGUUUCGCCUGUACGAGCUGCCAUCAUAUUUAAUGCGCCUACACGACCUGGCCAUUUUUACUACGAUACCUAAGCUAUACGGAGAGAAAAUACCACGGACAGCAUAGAUCCCCAUGCUAUUGGACGAUGCUGAUUUCGGGAUCAUAUGAGCCCGGACUCAGAAACGAAUAUCCGUUUUUCCUUCUCCUUCUCUCUUCUAUUUCAGCUUCCACUCUCCCCUCUUGGUUGGUGUAGACUCUCUCUUGUGCAUGACCUCUUCCUCUACAUGUGUGAAGCUUAGCUCAAACCUAUGUAUGCACGAGAGAGGAGGAUGAAGUAGUGUAUCAUCCAAAGUAGACACACAUAAAUGAUAGAGUUCACCCUAGUACCUAUGAUGCGCGUGUCACUUGGCAAUUGAGCCAAGGUCACGGUAGUGAGAGAUGUGGUCUUGAGAGAGUCUUCUUCAAUCCAAAGGAUGUGAAGGUCUUGAUAAUUAAAGUAGAGGAUUCUUCCCUUUUGAGCGGUCUUGAUCCUUUAAGAGAAGAUAAGAUGAGCAAAGCUCUCACAAGAUCCAUUCAUAUUCUUUGCUAACCCUUGUGAAGAGGUGGGAUGAAGUUAUAUAUGGUCCUAGCCACGAAGAGGUAGAUGGGGUAGGCGAGAGAGAGGAUAGAUGGCCCGUGGACCUCUCACUGCGUGCAGGCAGGACAUAGCCGGACAGUCUGACGUGGUUGCUCGAAUGGAGGCUAGCGCACGCUUCAGAUGUUGGAGCAGAGAUAAGGGGCUGCACAGUCCGGCUAGCCAGAAAAAGUCGCCAUACAGAAAGUUAGACGGGAAUUUUGUCCGGUCUGCGUUUUCCGGUGUGGAGGUUUUAAAGGCCUCUAGCUGGACAGUCCGGCUGCCUGAUUCCAGUUGGCUUCUUUCUCCUUCUUCAUCUCUCUUGUAUUUCCACUUCAACGCUUCCCCCUUGGCAGCGAUUGAGCCAAGGUCACGGUAGCGAGAGAUGUGGUCUUGAGAGAGUCUUCUUCAAUCCAAAGGAUGUGAAGGUCUUGAUAAGGAGGAUUCUUCCCUUUUGAGUUGUCUUGAUCCUUUAAGAGAAGAUAAGAUGAGCAAAGCUCUCACAAGAUCCAUUCAUAUUCUUUGCUAACCCUAGUGAAGAGGUGGGAUGAAGUUAUAUAUGGUCCUUGCCAUGAAGAGGUAGAUGGGGUAGGCAAGAGAGAGGAUAGAUGGCCCGUGGACCUCUCACUGCGUGCAUGCAGGACAUAGCCGGACAGUCCGACAGGGUUGAUUGAAUAGAGGCUAGCACACGUGUCAGAUGUUGGAGCGGAGAUCAGUGGCCGGACAGUCCGGCUAGCCAGACAAAAAGUUGCCGUAUAGAAAGUCAAAGAGAACUUUUGUCCGGCUUGCUGAAAUUCAGAUAGACAUCAGCUGCUGUGCGUGCAUUGGCCUGUAGUUCAAAUUUGGAUAGACAUUCGGAUGUACCUUGAGCCUGGAAGAUUGACAUUCAGAUGUUGUUUUGUUUAGAUAAACAUCAGCGUGGCAAGUUCAGUUUAUCUUGAGCUCGAAAGAUUGCCAUUCAGAAGUCGAUUUGUUUAGUUUAUCUGAACUACGGCAAGUUGUUUUGGUCGCCAGCAGACACCGUAGUUCAUUGGUUUGUGGUUGUGUGCAGUUCGGCUACCCGACAGAUCAGGACUUGGCGCACACCAUAGACAUGGUCGUUGGCGUCAAGGACCCAGAGCAGGCGGUCGGACGAGGGUGGUCGGCGGCAGAAACUCCGAGCCAUGCUUGGGGGGUGAUAAUGGUGGGAGGAGGAGAACUAACAUUUUUGGUGCACUAUUAUAGGGCAGCCGUUGGAGACGGCACUUGCUCAUGCCCAAAAAAUAUAUAUAUCAGUUUUGGUGCCCGUUUAUGUUUUUUACAACACCCUCUUUUGAUGCCCUAAAAUAGGGCAGCUAUUGGAGAUGCUCAUAGCAUGAUAUAUAGAUCAAAUCGCAGUAUUAGCCCUUUCUAUGAGCUCACAUCGUAACCUUCUCUGACCAAACUGCAGGAAGCACGAAGAGAUGGGCUAGAGAUAUGUUCUUUUGCAUGUUCGAAUCAUCUCCUACAUAUUUGAUUCCUUUUUUUUUAUCAUACCAAUAAGUUAGGGCCUCCUUUUUGAAUCAUCUCCUACAUAUUUGCAUGUUUGAAUCAUCUCCUACAUUUUUGGGGUGUUAGGGCCUCCUUUGAUUCAUAUGAUACGAAUUUCAUAGAAAUAAGAAAAUCAUAGGAAGUGAGAUGUCAAGCAUCUCAAUUUCUAUAGAGAAAAAUAUGUCAUUUGAUACAUAGGAUAGAAAAUUUUUCAUUGAGUCUAGGCUAAUACUUUUUUUCUUUUGAAAUGUGAAGGAUUUGUUCUUAUCCUACACAGGAAUAGGAAUCCAUUCCUACAAACCAAAAGGCUUCAUAGGAAUUUUUCCUUUGAAAAUCCUACCCUAUGAAAUUCCUACAAGAUUACUACUCCCUCCGUUCCCAAAUAUAAGUCUUUCUAGAGAUUUCAAUAAGUGACUACAUACAGAGCAAAAUGAGUGAAUCUACACUUUAAAAUAUGUCUACAUACAUCCGUAUGUUGUAGUUCAUUUGAAAUGUCUAAAAAGACUUAUAUUUAGGAACGGAGGGAGUACAAACUAAAGGAGGCAUAGAUGUUUAGAAGGCCUCUAGCCGGACAGUCGUCCACAACUGAGCUGUUUAUUUUUUUCCUGCAUAUGGGCUGUUGGGCUCGUAAAAGACCAGGGCCUGUUAGCAAUAAAACAGAGUGCUCCUUCCUCCCCGUGCCCCCGUUCCCCUUUCCAUUUCGACCGGCGGCGGCGGCGGUCGGCGGCGGCAGCGAAAGCACAGCUCGUCCCCACCACUUCCAUUUCGAGCUAAGCCCCACAGGCCAAGAGAUGGCGGCCGUGCUUCGUUCCGCGACUAGAAGGUUGGCCGGCCAUCUGCCGGCGCUUGAGAGGGGCCACAUCCAGCUCCCAGGGGCUUCCUUCGAUCCACUCAAGGGCCACUGCUCAGCCCACUCUGGUUUCACUUCCCACUGCUCACCCCAGACGGCUGCACUACAUGGCGGUGCUUUCAGGCCAGCUCGCAUCGCACCAAGCAGCAACCCCGUGGGCUCUAUGUGCACACGCAUGUUCUCUACGCCAGCUGGUGGCUCUGCCCGGCCACCGCAGGACAAGUUUUGGUUUGAGGUGGUGGUGCAUAGGACACCGUGCCCAGAAAAUCCCCGUCCUUGCCUUUACCGUAAAAGGUUCUACAAUGUUGACAAAGAUAAGGCCGAAUUAAUCUUCAGACACUUUUUGAGCAGGGUAAAUCAAGAUUCAAAGGCCGCCGCUAGUGACUCGCUAAAGUCGCGUUUCACCAAGCUUAAGUUUAUCGUGACAGAUAAGCUUUAUCUUGUUUUGGUUGGAGCCGCUUUAAAAUCUGGAAAGAUGCAGCUUCUUAUCGUCUGUGCUUUGUUCUACGUACUCUUUCUGAGGGCACCAUCUUUUAUGCGAAGAAUGGCGAGGGUUGCUGCACCACCUGCCAAAGGGAAUGAGUCAGAGUGAUGGUUAUUUUUGUUGGUGCUCUGUAUUGGUGGAACUUUAUUUGUGAACCUUCUUCUGUACCUUAGGUGCUACUUGGUCUGCAUGUGUGAGACUUCAUUUGUGAACCUUCUCUGUACCUUAGUUGCUACUUGGUCUGCAUGUGGACUUUAUUUGUGAACCUUCUCUGUACCUUAGUCGCUACUUGGUCUGCAUGUGUGAGACUUUAUAUGUGAAGCUUCUCUGUACUUAGUUGCUACUUGGUCUGCAUGUGAGACUUUAUAUGUGAAGCUUCUCUGUACUUA
Messenger RNA from Triticum urartu, 9118 nucleotides. The record is from RefSeq and is a predicted model, not a curated record. Lineage: Eukaryota; Viridiplantae; Streptophyta; Magnoliopsida; Poales; Poaceae.